Prorocentrum cordatum is the source of this 690-nucleotide messenger RNA. Lineage: Eukaryota; Dinophyceae; Prorocentrales; Prorocentraceae. The record is from the annotation of a GenBank genome assembly.
AUGCAGAUCUUCGUGAAGACGCUGACAGGCAAGACGAUCACCCUGGAUGUGGAGGCCAGUGACACCAUCGAUAAUGUCAAGGCGAAGAUCCAGGAUAAGGAGGGCAUCCCUCCGGACCAGCAGCGCCUGAUCUUCGCAGGGAAGCAGCUGGAGGACGGUCGCACGCUCUCGGACUACAACAUCCAGAAGGAGUCCACGCUUCACCUGGUGCUGCGCCUGCGCGGUGGAAUGCAGAUCUUCGUGAAGACGCUGACAGGCAAGACGAUCACCCUGGAUGUGGAGGCCAGUGACACCAUCGAUAAUGUCAAGGCGAAGAUCCAGGAUAAGGAGGGCAUCCCUCCCGAUCAGCAGCGCCUGAUCUUCGCAGGGAAGCAGCUGGAGGACGGGCGCACGCUCUCGGACUACAACAUCCAGAAGGAGUCCACGCUUCACCUGGUGCUGCGCCUGCGCGGUGGAAUGCAGAUCUUCGUGAAGACGCUGACAGGCAAGACGAUCACCCUGGAUGUGGAGGCCAGUGACACCAUCGAUAAUGUCAAGGCGAAGAUCCAGGAUAAGGAGGGCAUCCCUCCGGACCAGCAGCGCCUGAUCUUCGCUGGGAAGCAGCUGGAGGACGGUCGCACGCUCUCGGACUACAACAUCCAGAAGGAGUCCACGCUUCACCUGGUGCUGCGCCUGCGCGGAGGCAUGUAG